UGUUUACAAUUAAUGUGUAAACAAAUGAACUCAAAAUGUUUAACAAAAAACCCAUUAAUUAAUGAUUUUUGUUAUGAAUUUGUUUAUCACAUAAUUUCAUUGAUUAAGUGAUUGACUAUUGAAUUGAUGAACAAAAUGAGUGAAAAUUCAAAUAUAACCGAUGAAUCAAAGACUGUCGACCAGUUGACCGGCAAUACGGAAGUGGUUUCCAAACCAGUCGUUCCUAUCAAUCACGAAGUUAUACGCGAAGAUAUGGUUGAAACAGCUGUCAAUUUUCUUAUGAAUCCACGAGUUAUUGACAGUCCAUUGACACAGAAGAGGACAUUCUUGUUGAAGAAAGGUUUGAGUUUAGAAGAGAUCGAUGCGGCCAUUGAUAGAUCCACUAGACUUAGACAAAGCCAAACAUUGCCGUCACUUCCAGUAAGAGCUAUAGGUCUGCAAACUGGAUCACCUGUGCAACCAAUGCCAUCAGUGAUGAUUCGCAGCACUCAAUUGAUAUCAAGUUUAGCCCUCUUCGGUGGUGUUAUUUACGGAGCGUAUGUUUUAUACAAACGUUUUGUUGAGCCAUUGCUUUUUGAUAGACCACAAAAACCACAUCCAUAUGUUUUUAUUCAGCAACAGUUGGAACAGUUAACCAACGCCAUGACUGUAAUGCAAACAAAUAUGUCUUUAAUUGAAACAAAUAUAAGAAAACAAAUUGAAGACGAAAUACGAAUAGUCAGAGCGCCUCAAGACGUCACUAUUCAUGAGCUUAAAUCAGAGUUGUCAUCAAUUAAAGCAUUGCUUGUAAAUAGGAGACAAUUUGCUGCCACACCAAUGGCCGGCAUUCCUCAGUGGCAACUCAGUGAUAAUAAGACGUGCAAUAAUAAUAUUAAUAAUAAAGUUGAUGACGAAUCUGAUCAACAUAUAAAUGGCAUGUCUAGUGAUGAUCACAACUCUGAUGAUAAUUGCAAUAAUGUAACAAAUUGUUUAACUAAUGGUUCAUCAAUGGAUCAUAUGGUUAAUGAAGUGCAUUCAAAUGAUAGUCUUCAUGAAUCAAAUGACUAAAUAAUUUGGUUGUUUGCUAUAAAUUAGUCGUUUUUAUAAUAAUAAUAAAUGAAUU
Molecule: messenger RNA, 1102 nt
Organism: Oppia nitens
Lineage: Eukaryota; Metazoa; Arthropoda; Arachnida; Sarcoptiformes; Oppiidae
Gene: Pex14
Product: peroxisomal membrane protein PEX14-like
Exons: 2
Coding region: 127-1047 (306 amino acids)
Biological process (GO): protein import into peroxisome matrix, docking
Cellular component (GO): peroxisomal importomer complex; peroxisomal membrane
Molecular function (GO): signaling receptor binding
Source: RefSeq, a predicted model, not a curated record